UCACUUUCAUUUAUAUGUUUACUUUUAAACUAAACACACUACAAUUACUUAAAGAACAUUUUUGAAAAGAAAUGUUUAAAGAAAAAUUCAAGUACUAUAAAAAUUUGGAUUAUUCUGUAAAUGAACCUGAUCUAAUAGAUGUUGACAAAAUAAAUGAUGUCAGUGAGUUUGUGGAAAGAAAAUAUUUAGUCAAUCAUGAGUUUGAUUGUGAAUUUCUUAGUGGCCUUGGUUUAAAUAGUAAUGUAUUUGAAUGGAAAUGUUACAAUUUUAUUAAAAAACCAGGCUUAGUUAUAAUCCGAAAUCCGUUCACUAAAAAGGGGGAAAAAACUUGGAUUCAAAGAUGUGUGGCAAGCUAUACAAGAAAACCAAAUAUUUUGAAUAUUGAUGCACAUAAUAUGUUGAAAACUGAUGAAGAUUGGUGGACAACAGUAAAUAAAACUGGUGAUAUUUUAUUGAAAAACAAAUUGAGAUGGGCAACGCUAGGAUAUCAUCAUAAUUGGAAUACAAAGAUUUAUUCUGAAUCCGCAAGAUCUGAAUUUCCUUCAGAGUUAGCUGAACUCAGUAGAACUAUUAUUAAAUUACUAAAUUUUCCUGAUGAAUUUGUCGCUGAGGCUGCAAUUAUAAACUUUUACCAUCUAUCAUCAACACUUUGUGGUCACACUGAUCAUUCUGAGAUUAAUAUAAGUGCUCCACUAUUAUCAAUUAGUUUUGGUUUGAGUGCAAUUUUUCUUAUUGGAGGAUCUACUUUAGAUAAAAAUGCAUUUGGAAUUCUUUUAAAAACAGGAGAUAUUGUCAUCAUGAGUGGAGAGAGUCGACUUAGUUUUCAUGGUAUACCUAAGGUGUUACCAUUAUUAAAUGAUAAUGAUCUCGAUGAUAGUUAUGAUUGGAAACCCUUUAAAAACUUUAUACAAGAUACUAGGAUAAAUAUUAAUGUCAGACAAGUGAAUAACUAAGGAUUAUAAUCAAAAUAAAAUUAUCUUUUAAAUUAUAAAAAAUUUCUAUUAUUAGUAAUGGUAAAUUUAUAUCCAUUUCAUAAUAAAGAAUCAUAAAAGAUUUGUUUUUUAUCAAUUCUA
Molecule: messenger RNA, 1073 nt
Organism: Daktulosphaira vitifoliae (grape phylloxera)
Lineage: Eukaryota; Metazoa; Arthropoda; Insecta; Hemiptera; Phylloxeridae
Gene: AlkB
Product: nucleic acid dioxygenase ALKBH1
Exons: 6
Coding region: 72-953 (293 amino acids)
Biological process (GO): oxidative RNA demethylation
Cellular component (GO): nucleus; cytoplasm
Molecular function (GO): broad specificity oxidative DNA demethylase activity; ferrous iron binding; oxidative RNA demethylase activity
Source: RefSeq, a predicted model, not a curated record